AUGGCCCCGGAGCGCGGAUCGUCUUCGUCCCAGGGAUCCCUUGAGAAGUUUCCUGCGCCAGUCCCCUACGAUCAGCAUCAGCAUGGCCAGUAUGGACCGACAUCAAGCUGGACCGAGUCUGGAUCGUCUCCCAUGCCGUCCCCCGGCUCGCCACUAGCCAAGCGGAUGGCGGACUUGAGUUUGCUUCUGUGUCCUUGUUGUGGGUUUGGCCUGAGGCCACUGGACGGAUACCAGCAGCUUCCUGAAGCGCCACCGGUGGUGCAGGGCCCAGUGAGCCCGUACAUGGUAGAGAAACCGCCAUCCAUGCAAAUCCCGGCCUCUGAACCUUACGGAUCCGCGAAUCUGGACCUGACACAGCAGACAACGUUCCCAUACGCUCAAAACGGUCUAACUUCGCCACCUCUCACCGGGUUCCCUCUUAUUCCAGAUCAACCAACGCUGACGGUUCCAUUGAUCAAUGGCACUAACUCGGUACAGCAUCAUGGCUUACCAGUCGCCGACUAUUACGCCAGCCAAACCCUGAAACCAGACCCAGAUCUUCAGAAUCAAUCCGUUUUGCAACCCGACCCAAUAGUGCCUCAAGACCUGUCCGCAAUCCAAUAUGGGUCUGAUCUUGGCCUCGUCGUUGGGCAAGAGAUGACACAGCAAGCCAUGGACACUGCUGCAAACAUGUCUCAGUAUAGCCUUGUGCCGGCGGGACAAGUUGAUGAAGCUCUUUCUCAAGCCGUACCGGUGAAUGGCUGGAGUGAUGUUUCUUUGUUGGAUCAGCACACAAACUUCGACAUUCUUUUGCCAAAUCAGCGUGGGGGGAAACGCGGACCGUUCAGGGAUCUGAAUCUCCGUGAACAAACGGCUCAAACCCGGAAGAUCGGCUCAUGCAUUAGAUGUAGGAUGCAGAGAAUCCGCUGUGAAAACAAUGAUGAUGAGGAGGGUGGCCCAUGCUUGACCUGCAAAAAGGUGUCCAACUCUAGGGCGGGCCGAUUCCCGUGUCUAAGAUACAAAAUCACCGACAUCAGAUUGUUCAAACCCGGUCAAGUUCCCGGUUUUGAGUGGACACGGAGGUGGAAUAAUAACAUUUCGGAUCCGAUUCAGAAUUGGGCAUCGGAGGACCUCAAGACCAUUUUUAUUUCGGACGGCCUCUCCAAUAGGUUCGUUGAGGUUCAAGUUCGUCGCUUCAUCCCCCAAGCAGGCGACAAGCUCGAGCGAACGUGGGACUUUAAGGGAAUGAAGAAGUCGGUCUCAAUUCCGCCCUAUGCCCUGGUGAAGCUGGAAGAUGUGAAAAAGGCCUACUCCGAGCACAUUCAAGAGAGCAUGCGUGAGGCCUUUGGAAGCCUGUUGGGCCCUCCUGAUAGCCUCUUGUACCAGACGUAUGACCGGGCGUGGCGAAUAUUCCGCGAUCCAUCGACCCCCAUGGAGUGUCUGGAUCUAAUCGGUCGGACGCUGAUGCUCUGGAUGUCGAUCCGUCUGACGACAAGAUCGAGCUUCAUCGUUGGGACCGAGACGUUGGGGAUGCCCCGAGACAUUCUAGAUGAGACAAGUCCAAAUCACGGCAUGAUCCCGCUCCCACCAGUGCUCGGGGCGCAGCUGGAUCUCGUCUUGAUUCACCACAUUCAGACAAGACUCCGCAGAGAACUGCUGGACAGGCUUCAAAAGACGAUACAAAAGAACAAGCAAAGCACAUGGCUGGUGACUUACCUUGUGACUUUUAUUCUUUUGCACAACACGGCUCUCAUUACUGGACACGACGCCGGCUACGCUAGGAAGCACGGCAUGAAGCGACGAUUCGCCCGAGAGGACAAGGUUAAAGAGUAUCACCUGGGUGCCAACAUUCUCCUGGCGCAUUUCCACUACUGCAACAAGGGCAUCUAUCCUUUUUCUGAGGGGUGCAAAGACCAGGACCUGAGAACCCUGGCGGGCUUGGAUGAGGAGAAGAUCCAGUUCGUCCACGCCACUAGGGCCAACGCUAAGCAGAAUAAGCGAGAGUGGGAGGAACUCCGGGAUGGCGCGACCUAUGAAGAUGACUUUUUUUUCGUAAGCCAGCUGUUUGAGGAGAAUUGGCAACCUCGCACGACGCUGUGA
Molecule: messenger RNA, 2079 nt
Organism: Ilyonectria robusta
Lineage: Eukaryota; Fungi; Ascomycota; Sordariomycetes; Hypocreales; Nectriaceae
Exons: 6
Coding region: 1-2079 (692 amino acids)
Biological process (GO): regulation of DNA-templated transcription
Molecular function (GO): DNA-binding transcription factor activity, RNA polymerase II-specific; zinc ion binding
Source: RefSeq, a predicted model, not a curated record